CCUGCUCGCUUCGCCUCGCUCCAUCUCACUCUGCCUCUCUCCCUCUGUGUGCACUUCUAAACAAAUUACUCUCUUUAUCUGAGCCUCAGCGGGGCUCGCCUGCAGAACUGGCCCGGUCAGUGCGUGGAUCUUCUGGGGACGAAGAGCUGCUCGGAAAUGAAGAGGGAGAACAGGUUGGUUCGUUGGAUCUGGUGGGCCGUGGUUGUGACAGCUUUGUUCCUGCUGGGCUUCAGCAUCGGCUGGUUUGCAAAGCGUUCAAACACAACUACUGAGAACCACGAGGCCUCCAGCAAAUACCUUGAGGAGUUUUUAGAUGAAAUGCAGACGGACCAAAUCAGAGAGCAUCUCAGGAAAUUAACCCGUCUCCCUCAUCUGGCUGGAACUGAACAGAACCUGAAAUAUGCAGAGCAAAUCAUGAAGGAGUGGCAGGACUUUGGAUUGGACUCAGUGGAGAUGGUGCCCUAUGACAUCUUGUUGUCCUAUCCCAAUAAAUCCCAGCCAAACUACAUCUCCAUAGUGGACCACAUCGGCAACGAGGUUUUUAACACCUCCUUGGCCGAGCCGGCCCCACAAGGCUAUGAGGACAUCUCUAACAUUGUGCCUCCAUACAGCGCCUACUCUCCCAAGGGACAUCCACAGGGAGAUUUGGUGUACGUGAACUACGGUCGAACAGAGGACUUCUUCCAGUUAGAGAGAGAGAUGGGCAUCAAUGUGACAGGGAAGAUUGUUAUUGCCAGAUAUGGGAAAAUAUUCCGAGGCAAUAAGGUGAAGAACGCCAUGUUAGCCGGAGCGAAGGGGGUGAUUUUGUUCUCAGAUCCUGCAGAUUACUGGGCUGCGGGAGUCCAGCCUUACCCCGAUGGCUGGAACCUGCCUGGUGGAGGAGCUCAGAGAGGAAAUGUUCUCAACCUGAAUGGAGCAGGAGACCCCCUCACACCUGGCUACCCGGCUAAAGAAUACACCUACAGACUCGACCCGGAGGAAGGAGUAGGACUUCCCAAGAUUCCUGUUCAUCCAAUCGGCUUUCAUGAUGCAAUUCACCUCUUGAAAAACAUGGGGGGACAGAUUCCUCCCAACAAUUGGAAAGGAGCUCUGAAUGUGUCCUACAAGACUGGUCCAGGCUUCACAGAAGGCUUCAGGAGCCAUAAGGUGCGAAUGAACAUCCACAGUAACAACCAGGUAACCAGGGUCUACAACGUCAUUGGAAAGAUCAGAGGAGCUCUGGAGCCAGACAGAUAUGUGAUUCUGGGAGGGCACCGCGACGCCUGGGUGUUUGGAGGAAUCGACCCGAUGUCCGGAGCAGCGGUGGUCCAUGAGACUGUGAGGAGUGCUGGAAAGCUGCUCAAAAAAGGUUGGAGGCCGAGGAGGACUGUGAUAUUUGCCAGCUGGGAUGCAGAGGAGUUUGGUCUUUUGGGCUCAACAGAGUGGGCCGAGGACAAUGCCAGGCUGCUACAGGAGAGAGCCGUGGCCUACAUCAACGCAGACUCCGCCAUAGAGGGCAUGUACACACUGAGGGUUGACUGCACUCCAUCGCUGCACACGUUGGUGUACAACCUCACCAAGCAGAUAGCAAGUCCAGAGGAGGGAGAGGAUGGAGUUUCUCUGUAUGAGAGUUGGCAUAAAAGGGACAACUGGACCAAUGAUCGUGAUGCACCCCGGAUCAGUAAGCUCGGGUCAGGCAGUGAUUUUGAGGCCUAUUUCAUCCGUCUGGGAAUCGCUGCAGGGAGAGCCAGAUACACUAAGAACAAGAAAACAGAGCGCUACAGUAGCUACCCCGUCUACCACAGUGUGUACGAAACCUUUGAGAUAGUGGAGAAGUUUUACGACCCCACCUUCAGGAGGCUCCGGGCCGUGGCUCAGGUAAGAGGAGGUCUCAUCUUCCUGUUGGCUGAUUCCCAGGUGCUUCCUCUUGAUGCUACUGAGUAUGCAGACUCCCUGAGGAAGUACGCACAGAGCAUUGCACAUCUGGCCCAGGCAAACGCAGAACAAAUGCAGACGUACAAAGUGUCAUUCGAGCCUCUGUUUUCUGCGGUGGAGAACUUCACAGCCGCAGCCAGAGAUUUCCAAGAGCGUCUGCAAACUCUCAACACACAGGAUCCUCUACAGGUGCGAAUGGUGAAUGACCAGCUCAUGUACCUCGAGAGAGCCUUCAUCGACCCGCUCGGCUUACCAGGCAGACCCUUUUACAGGCAUGUGAUUUUCGCUCCCAGCAGCCAUAACAAAUAUGCAGGGGAGUCUUUUCCCGGGAUAUACGACGCACUCUUCGACAUUGAGAACUCAGCUGACCCGGAGAAGGCCUGGCGGGAAGUCAAGCGUCAAAUCAGCAUAGCAGCAUUCACGGUGCACGCCGCUGCCGUCACUCUGACCCCACCUGCAUGAAAGCGCACAAACCUGAGGACACCGGGAUAUCACGAUGUGAUGAGACUGUAUUUUAUUUAAUUUCAUUUCAACACACUUAGGCAGAGCAAUCUCUGCACUUUAUCAGGUCCGUUUUCCAGACCUUGGUGACAGCUGUAAUUGUGAUCACGAAGUAAAAAGGUGGUGUUUUUUUUUUUUUUUUUUGGUUGUUUGUACUCAAUUGUUUGCUGCAAGAAACAGUUAAAAGAAACGGAAUAAACCAGUUCAAAUAUUCCAAAAUAAGUCACUCUUGAUGUUGUAGUUUAAUGGUCACAGAACAGGAAGAAUAAAAGUUACACGGCAGUGAAUUCAUUAUGUUUUUUUAGUAAAUUACUUGUAUUAAAUCUAUUAAUUUUAGUGUAACAAGGCUGUAAUCAUUAAAGCAUUAAUUCAUAGAUA
This is a messenger RNA of Fundulus heteroclitus (mummichog), 2793 nucleotides long. RefSeq names its product N-acetylated alpha-linked acidic dipeptidase 2 (gene naalad2). Bases 157 to 2376 code for a protein of 739 amino acids. NCBI's taxonomy places the organism in Eukaryota, Metazoa, Chordata, Actinopteri, Cyprinodontiformes, Fundulidae. The record is from RefSeq and is a predicted model, not a curated record. Gene Ontology annotation, molecular function: carboxypeptidase activity. The transcript has 20 exons.